Conger conger (European conger) is the source of this 1673-nucleotide messenger RNA. RefSeq names its product NSL1 component of MIS12 kinetochore complex (gene nsl1). The coding region runs from base 71 to 904 and encodes 277 amino acids. The record is from RefSeq and is a predicted model, not a curated record. Gene Ontology annotation, biological process: mitotic sister chromatid segregation. Gene Ontology annotation, cellular component: kinetochore; MIS12/MIND type complex. NCBI's taxonomy places the organism in Eukaryota, Metazoa, Chordata, Actinopteri, Anguilliformes, Congridae. The transcript is spliced from 7 exons.
AUGUUUCCGUCCGUGGAGUAGAAGAAGUUACAACCGUCGUUUUCCUUUUCCGUUUCCAAAUUUAAAGUAAAUGGCGCAAAAUUCAGCAGUUGCAGAAAUGGAAACAGAAAUAGACUAUAGAGUGAAGUUGAAGUCGAAAAAAAUAGCUAUCGAGCAAUUGGGAAAAUAUCGAGAACUUCUUAAGAAACUAUUAGAUGGCCAGUCUACGAUUGCUGAAGAAGUCAAGCAACAAAUACUGCAGGAUUUACUGUGGGACUUUGACAGAGGUGUACAAGAAAACAUUUUGAUCAACGGGGAGUCUUGGGAAGAUGCACCCAAUGACGGUGAUAAUGGCACGGUAGGACUGCAAGGCAAAGAUUGUUCUGUGAGGAGGCAGGUACUUGAAGUUAGUUUGACAGAAGCAGAUUGUAAGACUUUAGAUGAUUUGUUGGAUGAGAACAUUUUAGAAACUACCUUGAAACGCAGCAGCUACCCCAAAAAAAUCCUCCCCUACGUGGUCCGGUCUCUGAAAGCAGAGCGAGAGCUAAUGAGUUCGUAUAAGCAAGCUGUGAAACCACAAGAGAUGAACAAGGAUCCAGUUCAAGAGACCAUAAUGAGCAGUCUGUCGGAGGCUGCCCCUAAGAUUACCAGACAGGCCAGUGUGGUGAUGAAGUCUCUCCAGGGCCUGCAGCAGAAGGCUGCCGGAGUCUGCCAGGUGCUGGGCAUGCGGCCCUCCGGGGAGGCGCAGGAGGUGCACAGGGAGGUCUUCGGCCCGCCGGGGGUAGAGGAGGCGCCGCUGCUCCCCGGGAGCGAGGCGAGGAGCGGCCAGCCGCUGAAGAGGGCCGUGCGGGAGAUGGAGCUGAGCGGUGCCUACGCCCUCCCUGCCAAAAAAGCCGCCGCUGCAGCCAGCCUCCAGGAGCCCUGAGUGCCCGCCUGAACGGACUGAACCCUGCGGGCUAGAGCACGGCUGUCAAACUCUGCAGUGUCUGCUGCGUUUCGGGUUGUUCUCAGCACCAGCGGUCCAUUCGAGUCCUCUAUUGGCCAAAGAAUCCACACCUUGUUCUCCGGGCCUUAAUUGUCAGCCGAUUGAAAGGAAACCACAAAAACCUGCAGACACUGCGACCCCUGGGAUUUCACUGUGACUCCGCUGUCAAGGGCACUGACAUCCCUUGUUUCCACUUAGAAGGUGCAGCGGUCGUUGAACCAGGAAGCUUAAAAUUAAAAGUGUCACACUGUUCAGCAGUACAAUUCUAGGGACUUCUAGUAAAUAUUGUCAUAAAUGAUUGCCUGUGUUCUGUGUCCUUGGAUGCAUUUGGUUCUUCUAUCUUUAGUCGACAGCAGUGACUUCAUGUCAGAUAGGCACCAUUUCCCCUGCUUGUUCUCAAGGUGGAAGAUAGACGCUGCAUAAAUGUCUUUUAUCAAGUACUUUAGUCUUGUAACGGCACUUAAUGUCUUAUUGUCUCUCAAGUAAGAAAUAUUAGCCUGUUUAAAGCUACUGUUUUCUAACCCCGUUUAGCAAAAGCAUAAGAUUUUGGUUUUUGCAGUGGUGUGUUCACUUAGCUAGUUUUUCCAUACUUUUUGGAUAUGAAUAACUAUUCAUGUGAAAUGUAUUUUCUAUGUGAAACCGUACCUUUGUCAUUUUCCCUGCUUGGAAUUCGAGCUGUUUUUUUAUUGUCUUGCUAAUUCCUGUUUCC